Messenger RNA from Aplysia californica (California sea hare), 6914 nucleotides. Its product is annotated as xanthine dehydrogenase 1. The record is from RefSeq and is a predicted model, not a curated record. Gene Ontology annotation, molecular function: FAD binding; 2 iron, 2 sulfur cluster binding; iron ion binding. Lineage: Eukaryota; Metazoa; Mollusca; Gastropoda; Aplysiida; Aplysiidae. The transcript has 34 exons. The coding region runs from base 223 to 4251 and encodes 1342 amino acids.
GUACUAUCAUUGCUAUAAUAAUAGAUCACAUGACUUGGUGUGUUGUGACCGCGGUGAACUCAAUACAAAACGAUACUAAACAAUGCCUGUGGUGUGAAAGGGAAACCUGCCCUCUGUUUUGAAUGUUUUGGGAGCCAGUGCUUCAAAGAAGUUUGAAAGAAGGAGGCGGUGUCUGAUAUUUGGAUUGCAUUGCCAGUUGAUAGGUUCCUUAAAUUCAGAAGCAUGUUGUCAGCAAGGCAGGGAAAGCGGCCGGUAGUCGCUUGCCCACUGUGCUCUGCAAAACAUUUGCCUCAAAAAGGAUCCCUUUCCUCUGGAAUUUAUGCCUUCAAUUGUGAGAACUGUGGCCAUUUCUUCAAAUUCAAAGCAGUUGCAGAUGUGAAGAGCACCAUUACUUUCAGCAUUAAUGGCAAAGAGUACACAGUUGGCAAUGAGUACGACCCAGCCACGUCCCUGCUGGAGUUCAUGCGUCGCACCGGCGUCUCCACCGGUACCAAACAGUGCUGCAAAGAGGGCGGCUGUGGGGUGUGCCUGGUCACUGUCACCCUGCUGGAACCCAUCUCUGGGGUCAAAACUCCGUACACAGUCAACUCGUGUUGCCUGCAGCUGUACACAUGUGACGGUCUGGAAGUGACUACGGUUGAGGGCUUGGGCAACACUCGUAAAGGGCUGCACGCCAUACAGGACAGGCUUGCCAAGUACGAUGGUGCUCAAUGUGGCUUCUGCAGCCCUGGCCAGGUCAUGAACAUGAAUGGGAUUUUGCUUAAAAAUCCCAAGCCAACCAUGCAGGAAAUUGAAGAUGAAUUUGAUGCAACCAUUUGCAGAUGUACAGGCUAUCGGUCAAUUUUGGAUGCCAUGAAAUCCUUUGCUGUUGAUGCCCCGGCCAGCCUGCCUGGAGGCUUGAUUGACAUUGAGGAACUGGAAGGCAAAAUGUGCAGAAAGAGUGGAAAGCCUUGCACAGGUCACUGCAGCAAAACCAAUGAGAGGAAAGAUAAGGCUUGUGGGAAUCAGACGGACCAAUCAAUACACAUCGUGAGUAAUGGCAGCCAAUGGCUGAAGCCAACCAGUCUGCAGGAGCUGUGUGGUCUGUUGGACAAGCAUCGUACUGAUAACUACAGACUUGUGUUUGGCAACACUGGCUUUGGAGUGUACAAGGAAAUUGGGCCAUGGAUGUACAGUAUUCUUAUUGACUUGCGUGGUGUCAAAGACAUGUACACCAUUGACUUUGACCCAACCAUCGUUCUUGGGGGAAACCUGAGCAUCAGUAACCUCAUUGACCUCUUCCAGCGCUCCCAGACGGAUCCCAGCAUCUCAUAUGGAGCUGCUUUUGCCAAGCACCUGAAGAAAGUUUCAAUGCAUGGCAUUCGUAACAUGGCUGCCUGGCCAGGCAACCUGAUGCUGAAACACCUACACAAUGAGUUUGUGUCUGAUAUUUUCAUGCUUCUGGAGACAGUUGGAGCUCGUUUGAUCAUUUUUGACGGAGAUGGCACCCGCAGUGAAGUGUCUCUGCCAGACUUUCUGUCACUGGACAUGAAGGGCAAGGUCAUUGCGGCAAUGGCGCUGCCAACGUUUCAGUCAAAAAAUAUGGUCUUCCAAACUUUCAGAACCAGCCUCCGACUUCAGGCAUGUCACUCAUAUGUCACAGCUGGCUUCAAGUUUGAGUUGGAUGCAUCGCAAAACUACCUCGUGCAAAGCAAACCCAGCAUUGUGAUCCUUGGAAUCAAUGCCAAGCUGAUCCAUGCCUCUGUGACAGAGGCCUACUUGGAAGGCAAACAACUGGGAGAUCCAGCAGUGCUCAAAACUGCUCUGUUGACCUUGUCCUCUGAGCUGGUGCCUGAUGUGUCGCCUUUAGGAGGCGGGACCGCCUACAGGAAGUCCCUGGCGUUGUCCAUGUUUUAUAAGUUUGUUUUGGGAGCUUGCAAGACCAAAGUGAGCCCUCGCUAUACCAGUGGAGGCAGCAGUCUGGAGCGCUCUCUCAUCGUGGGCAAGCAGGACUUUGACUCUGACCCGACAGAGUUCCCUGUGUCCAAGCCAAUGAUGAAACUGACUGCAGACUAUUUGACAACUGGAGAGGUCAAGUUUUUGGACGAUCUACCUUCUGCCCCUGGUCAGUUGUCUGCUGCAGUUGUCAUAAGUCAAGUAGCCAAGGCCAAGAUCGACAAAAUUGACCCUUCAGCUGCUUUGAAACUGCCUGGAGUUGUGGAUUUCAUCAGUGCCUCUGACAUCCCAAAGGGUGGCGUGAACAACUGGCGUCCAACUGGCAUAUAUGGAGAUGCCACAGAGGAGUUACUGUGUUCUGGUAAUGUGGUCUACAAUGGUCAGCCUAUUGGUAUCAUCGUAGCAGACACAGAAACAACAGCCCAGACAGGAGCGUCCAUGGUCCAGGUCACAUAUAAAGAUAUUCAGGAGCCGAUUGUGGACAUAAUGGAUGGAAUCCAAAAGAAAUCCUUCUUCCCCAAUCCUCCGCCACCCGUUGUGGUGGGAGAUGCCAAAGGAGCCAUUGCUAAGGCUCCUCUGAAGGUUAGUGGUGGCAUUGCUUGUGGUGAUCAGUACCAUUUUCACAUGGAGUCUCAAGCUUCUUUUUGCACGCCCUCUGACCUUGGAGGUAUGAACGUCGUUGCUACUUCACAGUGGAUUGAUGGUGUGCUGGGCACCGUAGCACAAGUCUUGGGAUUGCCAGAGUCUACUGUGACAGUGGAGAACCAGCGCUUAGGCGGAGGCUUUGGAGGCAAGAUCAGUCAGAACUUCUUGGUGUCGGGACUGGCGGCUUUGGCUUCUUAUGUCACCCAGAGGCCUGUGAAGCUGCAUUUGGACAUCCAUACCAACAUGAAAAUGCUGGGGAAGCGUACACCAUAUUAUGCCGAGUAUGAGGUUGGGUAUGAUCAUGCUGGCAAACUGGCUGGCGUUGACAUAUCCGUGUAUGGAGAUUUGGGGUGGAAUUUGUCAGUAGCCGAAACUCCUAUGGCCUACAUGAAGUACUGGUUGGACAAUGCAUACUACUGCCCUAACUGGCUGUGGACUCCCAUCGCAGUGAAGACGGACAAGCCAAUGAACACAGCAUGCCGGUCCCCAGGUUCUGUGCCAGCUAUUUUCAUCAUGGAAUCCAUAAUGGAACAUGUGGCCAAAGCACUGAACAAAGAUCCACUGGAUGUCCGCAAAGAGAACCUUUAUGUCAAAGGCCAGCAUUCGCCAUCGGGUAUGGUCUUAGAGUACUGCACGAUCCGGGCCGUUGUCGCUCAGCUGGAGACUGACAUCAAACUGGCAGAGCGGAAGCAACAGGUGGAAGCUUUCAACAAGGCCAACAGAUGGAAGAAGCGUGGCCUAUCCGUGAUGCCCAACAGGUUUGCCAUUAGUUGGAGCGGGGCCAUGUACAACACAUCAGUGAUCAUCUACCACGGCGAUGGAAGUGUGGCCAUUGCUCAUGGAGGAAUCGACAUGGGGCAAGGGAUCAAUACAAAGGUGACCCAGGUGUGCGCCUACAAGCUGGGCAUCCCCAUGGACAAGAUUCGUGUGAAAACAUCCUCGACCACCAUCAAUGGCAACUCGAUCACCACUGGGGGGUCCAUCACAUCUGAACUGGCUUGCAAAAGUGUGAUUGAGUGUUGUGCCAUUCUCAAAGCACGUAUGGCUCCGGUCAAAGCCAAGAUGGUUGACCCAUCAUGGGAGAAGCUGGUGGCUCAAUGUUAUGCUGACAUGAUCGACCUAACUGCCUCCUACAUGACCCACCCCAAAGACCCAUACCCAGCACACUACAGUUGCUACAGUGCUUCCUGUGUUGAGGCUGAAGUGGACAUCCUCACCGGUCAGUACCAACUCAGACAGAUGGAUAUGCUCUAUGACUGUGGACAGAGCAUGAACCCAGAACUGGACAUCGGUCAAGCUGAGGGAGGCUUUGUGUUUGGCAUGGGUUAUUUCCUGCAGGAGCAGAUGGUGUACGACCCAAAGACAGGAGAGGCUCUCAACGCUGGCACCUGGGACUACAAACCACCGUUGGCCAAGGAUUUGCCCAUGAACUUCAACUUCAAGUUUCAGAAAAAUGCACCAAAUCCACUGGGCGUCCUGCGUUCAAAGGCUGUGGGAGAGCCUCCCGUCACCAUGGCUGCUGCAUCACUCUUUGCCAUAAAGCAUGCUGUGGAGGCCGCCAGAGCCGAGAUCAGCAAAGAUACUUUCUUUCCAUUAAAUGCUCCAGCCACGGUGGAAAAAGUCCAGUCUCUGUGUCUCAACCAAACUGACCAGUACACCUACGGCAACUGAGGGCAUUGCCAGGAGCGCUCAUCUUUGUUGGAUUAAUAUAACAUACUUCUUCUAUUUAACUUUUGAACUGUUUGGGUUCUUGCAUAAAUCGCUUAACUUUUUACUUGUGAAGUUGUGGAUUUGUUAAACUAAUACCAUCACCUUAUGAUAUUGAGCUCCCAGUUUAUGCUAAAAAAAAUCAGCUCUGGAUAUUAGACGAAAUGUAUUGUCACUGUGCAGUCAUAUUUUCUUAAAUAUUGAACUAGCACCAUCACCUCAUGAUAUUGAAUUCCCAGUUUAUGCUAAAAGUCAGCUCAGGGUAUUAGACAAAAUGUGUUACCUUGGUAAAGCUAUGUUUUUUAAUAUUUUUAGAAUUAUAUUCUUAGUUUAAAUUCUUGUAUGUGACUGUGUAACUUAUAGCCAGAAUAGAUGGUGAGAGCAUUGUUUCGUUGUACCCCAAAAAUUCUGUUGUGAUGGUGAUCAUGCUGCUUGGCUAGAUUGUUUUGCAGCCCUUAAUCUUUCCUUUUUUUGAAUCAGUAAUAAGAAUUUUUAAUCCCUUUUAAUCCUCGAUUUAAAUGUUACAUGCUUGUUUGUACAGAAUGUAAUCUUCGUCUUUAAACAGAUUCCUGCUGUGAGUGACACAGGCAACACAAAUAUAAAAUGGCUUCCAAUAGAAAGGGAAGGAAAGGAAGUCUUGAUUGAGUAGGAAAGAUUUAAAACUCAUUACCAAAGUUCAAAUGUAUACACUAGGCUCUAAGAGAAAUAUAUAUAAUUUCAUCUGGCCUCUGUGACCCUGCUGAUGCUGCCAGAUUUCUAUGAUGGGAUCUUUAGAGUAUUAAUUUCAAACAUUUGCCUAAGAGAAUGCAAAAGUUUUAUUGAGUAUCUAUGUAGUGUGUCUCCCACCACAGGAUGAAUUUGUUAAGUUGGUUUUCUUUUUUUUGUUUUAGUCAUUGUCCUGACUUUUUCUUUACAUGUUUCUUGCUAUAUUUUUACAGUUUUGUGAGCUUUAAAUCAAUCAAGACUCGGGUCUUUGACCUUAGUAACACUCCUCAUGAUGCUGAAAUUUCUAUUUACACUCUAAAAGCUUUUUUUGCUUAUUAUAUUUACCAUAUCUAUAUGAUUUGUAUGUGUGAAGCUAAUUCUAAUGCUGUGAUGAAAUGUAUGUCUCGUAGUUGUGAACACAACUCUAAUUAUUUUUUACCUAUUGUAAAUUACUAUGAAAGACCUCACCAAAAAAAAAUUUUUAUUCAAUGUUAUUUGCACAUUUUGAUUUUGUCGGAAAUGCCUCUUGUUUAAGAUUAUGUUAUCUUGGGACAAAGAACACAACGCUCUAGACUCAAACAUCAUAUGUAGAGAUGUUUUAAACCAGCACAAUGACCAAAAUGUCAGUGUGGAGAAACAGACUAAACUGUGGAACCCAUCCUCCAGCAGUGCGAGACCUACGGAGCCCUAAGUCAUGCAAUAUGGCCAUUUCCAUUAACACAACAGGGAAAGUUGUACAGACCAGUAGAGGCACUAAGCAGGAUGGCCCAGUAUAUGAUUGAUACGAGUCCUCAAGUGUGAUAAAAUCAAGAAGAAGGUAUUAUUUGUUUUCCAAAAUGUUCAUUGAGAACAUUGUUUUCUAUAUUAUUAAAAUCAUCUCAUAGGAUCACAUUGAUCACUUUGUGAACAUAGAACAAAUGCCUAGAUCCAGCUGGGUUUUUUUUUUUACGCUAAAUAAACCGAUUCUGUGUCAGUGUCACAGAGUACAGCCUUCCCAACUAUUCAGGGAAAAAGAGGAGUAGGAAUAAGAUGAAAUGACAAAUAGUUAAACUUUUAAUUACAGACGGUAACUUCCCUGAAUUUCUGAAAAUCCCACUCUGACUCAUUUUUGACUGACAAAUACUAUGGGUGUAGUCAGACCAAAGUGAAAACCUGUACUGGUGGAAGUUAUACGAAAUGGUUUUAAACCCCAUCCGUGUGCUACAUCUCACAGUAAACUUUUGAUCUGGACCUUUCAAAGAAAUUUGUUGUUUGAAUUAAAAAGAUUAUCGCUGAAUUUGUGAUACUAACAUCUAUUCCUCUGCUUUAUCAAGGCAACUCCCAGUAUUGAGCGGAAACAAAUCCUGAGUGAGUUAAUUGUGCAUAAAAGCUGUCUGAGCUUGUACACCAGGCAUCUCCUUGAAGAGACUUAUUGUUGUUGUUAAGGUUUUAUGUACUGUUAUUGUUUUAAUAUGUGCCAGAUGACAACAGUGCCUAUAUUUCCAUGUUAUUUUUGACAAAAGAACUUAUACACCAAAGUCUUCAUUUGUGCAGUUUCAUGUCAAUGGCCUGUUCCAUCCAGGUCUCUUUUUUAUUUGAUACAAGCAGUCUUUGUUAACACAAAGAUUCGAUGAGCUUUUAAAAUUUUUAAAAUUCGAAUUAAAUAUUGAUUUGUGUGCCAUUCAAAGAUAAGAUAAUGUUGGUUCAAGUCAUUGUUACAAAAUAUUUACAUCUAUAAGCUUUUAAUGUACUCGCAUCAUUUCUUCUUUUAGUAACGCACAGAGUGGGGUUUUUUCCACAACAAAUGUGAGGAUUGCACAAAUGUUUGUCUUUUUGAGAAGGGAGGCAUCCUUCAAUGCAAAUGGACAUUGAUUUGGAUAGCUCUGGUGCUUCAUUUUUAAAAUAUUUUCCUUACUUAAUAAAAAGUGUACUGAAAUGGUUGA